AUGUUUAUUAAAAAAUUUUUAUACUUUAGACCUGGUUAUACUGGCUCCCAUUCAACAACAUUUUCCGAUGUAUCGCUCAUUGGCAAUAGUAAAAUCGGAGUCAUUAAUUACCAAGCCAUUUUAGGCCCGGCUUAUAGCGAGUAUUAUAUUCUUGAAACGGACAACGAAAACUAUUCGAUAGUUUGGAGUUGCGAGAACAAAGAAUCUGGACAUAGAAAGAGACACCCAACCAUAGAUAUUGACAAAAUAGCUAGAAUAACAUUUGCAAAACAUUGUAUUGAAAUACCAGCAAUGUCAAAAGUUAAUCUCGAUGAUUGCUGA
Cotesia congregata is the source of this 321-nucleotide messenger RNA. Lineage: Eukaryota; Metazoa; Arthropoda; Insecta; Hymenoptera; Braconidae. The record is from the annotation of a GenBank genome assembly.